AUGGAGGCCACGUCCCGGGAGGCGGCGCCAGCGAAGAGCUCGGCCUCAGAGCCCCAGUGCUCCUCCUGCCCUGUUCGAGCUGUGCGGGCGGGCAGUGAGCGCCCAUAUGGGGGUCCUGGAGAGUGGGGUGCAGAGUCUGAAGACCUGUAUGACUUUGUUUUUAUUGUGGCUGGUGAGAAAGAGGAUGGUGAAGAAAUGGAGAUUGGGGAAGUAGCUUGUGGAGCUCUGGAUGGAUCAGAUCCCAGCUGUUUGGGGCUCCCAGCACUAGAGGCAUCCCAGAGAUUCCACAGCAUUUCCACCUUGGAGCUGUUCACAGUUCCUCUCUCCACAGAGGCAGCACUGACACUGUGCCAUCUUCUGAGUUCCUGGGUAUCACUGGAGAGCCUUACACUUUCCUACAAUGGUCUGGGCUCCAAUAUCUUCCGCCUCCUAGAUAGCCUACGGGCCCUGUCAGGCCAGACUGGAUGUCGCCUCCGUGCCCUACAUCUCAGUGACCUUUUCUCACCACUGCCCAUCCUGGAAUUGACCCGUGCCAUUGUGCGAGCCUUGCCCCUGUUGCGGGUCCUGUCUAUCCGUGUUGACCACCCAAGCCAGAGGGACAACCCUGUUGUACCAGAGAAUGCUGGGCCCCCUGGACACAUAAUUGGGGAUGAAGAAAUACCAGAAAACUGCCUAGAGCAGCUGGAAAUGGGAUUUCCACGCGGAGCCCAGCCAGCUCCACUGCUCUGCUCAGUUCUCAAGGCCUCAGGUUCUCCACAGCAGCUGUCACUGGACAGUGCCACCUAUGCCUCGCCUCAAGAUUUUGGGCUUGUGUUGCAAACACUCAAAGAAUACAACCUAUCUCUGAAGAGGCUGAGUUUCCAUGAUAUGAAUCUUGCAGACUGUCAGAGUGAGGUGCUCUUUUUGCUAAAGAAUCUGACCCUUCAAGAGAUUACCUUCUCCUUCUGUCGUCUGUUUGAGAAGUGCCCAGCCCAAUUUCUUCCUGAGAUGAACCAUACCUUUACCACAUCAGUCACUACUGCAGCUCACAAGAUUCACAGCUGCAUAAGACUGGAGAUGACUUUUCUGUGCCAGCAGGCUGUGGAGCACCUUCUGGUACUCGAACAGUGA
This is a messenger RNA of Mastomys coucha (southern multimammate mouse), 1110 nucleotides long. RefSeq names its product leucine-rich repeat-containing protein 41-like. Gene Ontology annotation, cellular component: cytoplasm; nucleus. The transcript is spliced from 3 exons. The coding region runs from base 1 to 1110 and encodes 369 amino acids. The record is from RefSeq and is a predicted model, not a curated record. Lineage: Eukaryota; Metazoa; Chordata; Mammalia; Rodentia; Muridae.